This is a messenger RNA of Anoplopoma fimbria (sablefish), 9386 nucleotides long. It is a transcript of the gene brca2, whose product is annotated as BRCA2 DNA repair associated. Lineage: Eukaryota; Metazoa; Chordata; Actinopteri; Perciformes; Anoplopomatidae. The coding region runs from base 116 to 9247 and encodes 3043 amino acids. The transcript is spliced from 27 exons. Gene Ontology annotation, cellular component: nucleus. Gene Ontology annotation, biological process: regulation of DNA-templated transcription; double-strand break repair via homologous recombination. The record is from RefSeq and is a predicted model, not a curated record.
CUAGCUAGUAGCCUUUUAUAAACCUUCUGUAUCUUUGUGUAUUGAGGUUUGGUGGACUGUCGUCAACAUUUUGUCGAGAACUUCAUAGAGACAUGAAAGUGGUCACUACGCCGCCAUGGUGUGCCACAUAAAAAAACUUGAAGAGUUACUUAAAUCAACUAGAAUGGAUUUACCCUCAAAAAACAUGUACGAGACAUAUAAAGAUGAAAUCUGGAAAGAGCUGGGACCCUUGGAUCCCAACUGGUUUGAGGCACUGACAUCUCAAAUGUUCACUGAGGGAAAUGUCUCUGAUCAAGAUGACCUGUGUGGGAACCAAGAGGCAAACUUUAAAACACCCUUUGACAAAACUGCAGUAGACAGUCAGCUGUUCUCAACGCCCAAAGUUUUCAGGCACCGUCGAGUUGUGUCACCUGAAACUGAGGAUGAGCAGUCGUUCACUGCUGAACAAGAAAAAGAAACAUUGCCAUGGACGACAUCACAAAGUCCAUAUUUGUUCCCGAUGUCAAAAGAGAUCCCAGGUGCAAAAUAUGGAGGUUUCCAUCCUAAGAGUCAUGACAGUCUUGAUCUGCUUCAUACCCCACAAAAAUCCCCAGUCAACUAUGACAAACAUAUAUCUGAAAGUCUCGGAGCACAGCUUCAUCCGGAUAUGUCAUGGACCAGUUCUCUGAAUACCCCACCAGCCGUACCAUCCACCCUAAUUUUAUCUAAAACGGAUGAGAGUCCCUGUCCAGUGAGUGUUUCUGCAGACAAAAACGUUGUUUUUGUACGGAAGCUUUUCCCCUCUCUUUCAAAUGCAUCCAGAGUUGGAGUGGUGUCACCCAAAAACAAUGACAUACCUACCGUCCCCCAAGGUGUUGUUUCCCCUGAGGCGGGUCAGGAUCCAGAGUCCCAUGACUCCACCCAAAGUUCACUGAAUCAGAGUGACCUUGUUUGGAAACAGACACUUCCAGAUGCUAUUGAGGAUGGAGAAAUUCGCAGAACAGUAGCAAGUGUUCUUGAUGGAGCUGAAAAUGUUCUCUCUAUAUUUUUCAGCAACAGUAGCUCAGCACUUAGGAAAGUGAAAACUGACAGAAUCAAAAGAAAGCAUAUCAUUCCAACGAAAGAACAUUGCGGCAGCUCUACGGACGUCACAUCAACAAACAAUGCUGCAUCCAGUGAUCAGAGAACAGCUGAUCAGGAACCUGGCAGACUUCCCUCACCCCCACCAGGGAAAUCUGUAGAUAAUGGAAUUACCCAGUGGUCUCCGUUAAGUUUAUCUGAACUCCCACCGUGUACUGUGCAUACGUCUUGCCAUGAUAAAAGUCCUGCUGUACAAGUGGAAACCAAUAUUUCAACAGAACAACUGCAGCGUGACUCUGAAUUUGGCCAGCUAGUAGUGGGGCCGCCUUUAAAACACACAGACUCUGGAUUUACCAAGAAAAAAAGACAAUUUGUUUACACUGUUGAGACCUCAAAACCAAAAGUUCAAGGAAAACAAACGCAGUGUCAGAGGAUGGACUCAUCACCAGCGGUUCCAGAUACAGGACAAGAAGUGAAUGUGAACCAGUUGAAAGCCCCAGAUAAAGCAGACUGUUGCAGUACCGGGAUGAAUGAGAUGCAAAAACAGGGAAAUCUCGCUGACGUAAAUCUACGUCCUUCUGUACAAGCAAAGGUCCAGGAUCUUGACAUGUCGCAGCUUUGCAAAGAUUUUGCACAAGAUUUCAGUCAAAUGUCAGACCCCUGUAAAUUGAAUCAAGUACCAGAGGUUACUCCUGGAAACGGCUUCUCUCCAUCAGCUUGUCUGUCAGCCAUGAAACGAGCUAAGCAGAAAGCAAUGCAAGCGAACCCUCACCUUGACUGUGACGGCGUCGGUGACAGAACACAUGUUUCUACCGCUCAUCAAAAUAACCAUAUCAAUGAGGUAACAAUAAGUGACAGUGGAUUCCAGUCUGCUGUUGCAGAUGGCACUCAUGGGACUGCAUCAUCAUUUGUUCUUCCCAGCUCAGAGAUCAAUGUUCUACAGUGGACUGAUAAACACAGGACCACUCCUGAGGUCACAUCUACAAAUAAAGGGAAGGGAAAAGCCUAUUUGGAUGAUAUUUUACAAGCAGCUGAAACAGAUGCCAAGCAGCCAAGUGCAAUCAGGGAAAGCCAGACACUGGGCCCUGGCAGAGACGGUGAGUUGCACAUAGAGAGCACACCAGCAAAAAGGCCCAGCAGUGCCAAAGGAGCUGUCGACAACAUUAAUUGCAUUUCACUUAAUGGUCAGGCUCGUGGCAAUCUGCCAGAGAAAACCGUUUAUCUUCCUUCCAUCCAUGCAUCAGGAUUCAAAACGGCUUCAAAUAAGGGUAUACGCAUUUCUUCAUCCAACCUGGAGAGAGCCAAGCGUCUCUUUGAAGAGACUGAAGGGGAAAUAACUUCAAGUGACCAGCCCAUCAAAUGUGCCCACAACGCUAAAGAUGAAAUGAGCGUGAGUCACAGAUCAGUGAAAAAUCCAACCACUAACUCAAACCAGCCAUUUUCUUCAAGUGAAACCAAAGAGGAUAUCCGUUGCCAGUUAACAGCUUCACAAAAAGCUGACGUGACUGAGCUGUGCACUCUCUUGGAAGAAGCAGAGAGCCAGUUUGAAUUCACACAGUUUAAAACUGAAAAGCCGAAACAACACAUUCAAGAUAAUGCCACCUCUCCACUAAAAGUUGACAAAGAACUUGACCCAGAUUUUCUUUCGGGUAUAGAUUUUGAUGACAGUUUUAGUUCAGAAGCUGAAAAGCACCUGGCAGCCACUGUGAUGCCUGACAAAAUGACCUCCAUUUCAGAUGGUAAAACAAACUGUGAAACAUCUGACGUCACAAGUAAAUCCACAGGUUUGUCGUUGUCGAGCGCAAUGAAAAAAGAAAGUUCCUUUCCUGAAGAGGUGUCUUCCUUUUCAAAGCACAUCUCCGAAGGCAGUUCUGGUGUUAUGACAGCUGAACCCAAAAAUCUUUACGGAGGUGGUCACAGUGAAACGAGCAAGCUGCAGAAUCCUUUAAUGCUUGGUGUUGGAUUUAAGACAGCAGGAGGAAAUGUUUUGAGAGUUUCAAGAAAGUGUCUGAGCAAAGCUAGAGCUUUGUUUUCAGAUUUGGAGGAGAACCUUGUGACGGGUCAAACAUCUCCUGACAAGCAAAGCAGUGGAACCGAUGAAAAAAGACAGAUUAGGCGCAGUGUGGAUAUUCCAACUGGUAACUUUCUGCAUCAUAAAGAGGAUGAUUCUACGUUCACAGGUUGUGGUAACGAUAUUGAGAGGAAGGUUCAGGGCUGUUUGGCCAACACAAAGGAGUCUGUCUGUUCAGACAUACAGAUCACAGGCAUAAGGGAAGAAGACGCUGCAAAAAGUUUCAUAAAUGGCAAAAGGGACAAAACCACGUGUCAAAGCGGGUUCCAGAUGGCCAGUGGGAAAGGGAUUUCUGUUUCAGCAAAAGCUAUGCAGGCAGCAGACGCUCUCUUCAGAGACUGUGAUUCUAUUGACAGUAACGCUGUCAGUCAUGAGGAAACUCUUCCAAAAUGUGAAGUUCAAGGAAUGAAAGUAAACUUUUCUAAAGAGCCAAUCAGUGAGUUUACAAAUGUGAAUGCUGGAUCAGCUGCUCGCCAUACAGAGGUUGCACAACAUAACAAGGAGAUUCACAAUUUAGGUUUUACGAAAACACUGCCUUUAACAAAUGCAGCCUCCUUCCUUGGAAACCCGUCUUCGACUGCAAAGACACUUCCAGCUCUUUCAUGGACAACAUCAAAGAACACUGGCUCCUCUGCCAUCAAUGAAUUGUGCAAUAGUGGUGGAUUUUGUGCAGACAGUGGGAACAAAGCUUUGAUGUCAGCUGAUGCACUGAAAAAAGCAGAAUGUCUCUUGAAUGAAAUUCGUACACCUGAGGACGCAAAAAAACAACUGAAAGAUAAAGAGGAUGCUUUAAGAACCGGCCGUCUCGCCAAUCAAAUUCAAGUUUCACCACCUAAAAGUGUUGGAUUUCAGACAGCCAGUGGCAAAGGAGUGGCCAUUUCAUCCACAGCUCUCAAGAAAGCAAAACUGUUGUUGAGUGAAUGUGAUGAAGUUGAGGAUAAAAUCGGUUUAAAACCAACGCAUUCCAAAAUGCCAGUUCCUGGUCCAACACCCAGGAAUAGUGGAUUUCUUGCAGCCAGUGGGAAGCAUGUGGCAUUUUCAUCUGAGGCCCUCCAGAAGGCAAAAGCUCUCUUCAGUGACAUCAGCUUCAGUGCAGAGAUCCCAGCUGUUUCAGACACAAGGAGCAGUGACAAGACACAAGGCGAUGCUGAAAAUACAGAGAAAAUACAUUGUGGUUUCACAACUGCAGGGGGAGCUAAAGUCCAUGUGUCACAGAAACAUCUGCUGAAAGCAAAAAACAUUUUGACAGAAUUCGAUGAUGGUUCUCUUUCAGCAAAGGCAAUGCAAGAAGCAGAUGCUUUCUUCAAGGACUGUGAAAUACUGGAUGGUAAUGAUGGUAUGUCAGCUAAACAAAAUAAAAGUAUAGCACCUUUGUGCAGAAGUGGCAGCGAGAAGAAAAACCUUUCAAAAUGUAAAGAAGAUCAGAGGUUGAAAAUAAACAUCUCUGAAGAUCUUGGAAAGGGACAAACUGAACUUGAAAAUGUGAACAUGGGAUUAGUUGAAAACCAUGAAAAUAUGCUGCAUCCUAAUGAUGUGGAGAAUCACAAAGGUGCUUUUAACAAUACAUUGGAUUUUUCCAACACAGCUGCUUUACAUGGAAACCCAUCUUUGAUGACAAAGACCCUUUCCCCCCUGUUGUUCACAACAUCAAAGAACAGUAGUUCCUCCGCCAUGAAAGAAUUGAGCAAAGGUGGUGGAUUCUCCACAGCCAGCGGGAAGAAAGUAUCCGUGUCUGAUGACGCAAUGACAAAAGCAAAGUCUCUUUUGAAUGAAAGUACUACAUUAGAGGACACAAACAAACAACUGAAACAAAAUGUAAACACCUUUCCACCACAGACUGGGGGAUUUCAGACAGCCAGUGGCAAAGGAGUUGCUAUUUCAUCUGAAGCCCUAAAAAAAGCACAAACUCUGUUAAGUGAAUGUGAUGAAGUUGAGGAUCAAAUCUUUGUAAAACCAACCCAUCCCAAGAUGCCAGUUCCUGGUCCAACACCCAGGAAUAGUGGAUUUCUUGCAGCCAGUGGGAAGCAUGUGGCAUUUUCAUCUGAGGCCCUCCAGAAGGCAAAAGCUCUCUUCAGUGACAUCAGCUUCAGUGCAGAGAUCCCAGCUGUUUCAGACGCAAGGAGCAGUGACAAGACACAAGGCGAUGCUGAAAAUACAGAGAAAAUACAUUGUGGUUUCACAACUGCAGGGGGAGCUAAAGUCCAUGUGUCACAGGAACACCUGCUGAAAGCAAAAAAAAUAUUGACCGAUUUUGCUGAUGUUGAAUGUCAUGAUUCAAACUCAACAAGCCCACACGACAUCCGUAAGUCAGAUCUAUCAAAUGUGAAAGAUGUGAAAAGAACCUGUAAUCCCACCACAGCCAGUGACGAGGACAUGUUUAGUGCUCCUCAUAAUUCGAGAGUUGACGAUUGCACUUUAAUCAAAGAGCAGGCACAUGCAGAUGCAUUUAGGUUAAAAGAAGGCAAAAUUACCCCAGCAGGGUUGGGCGACCUCCAUGACGGCCCUGUAGAGAAAAUGUCAUGUGUGUUGGACUAUGAGAUAAAGCAGACAAACAGCAGAGAGGGGUCUAAGGGGAAAAGGCCACAGGUGUCUUCAGCUUUAAACUUUCAGUCACUAAACCUAAGCGGCUGCACUGAAACCCAGCAGAAGUUGUUCGCCCAGGAAGCUCUGGACUGCACUAAAGCCUUGUUAGAGGACGAAAGUCUCUCUGACCGAAGUCUCUCAAUGACUUUAGACAAUGUGCCGCUGCAAGAAAACCCCAAAUACAGCCACAGAUCUGUAGAGGACCGACAGGGGACAGGGAAAAGAUCAGCAGAGGACCCCGAUAUGACUGGUCAGCCUCCCCUUAAAAGACGAUUACUGGAAGAGUUCGACAGAACUGUUGAUGGUCCAAGAGGCUCCACCCUCCAUCCGGAAAAAAGUUGUCCAAAUGGUCUGAUGAAAGACAGAAGGAUUUUCAAGUACAGCGUCUCUCUCCAUCCAAACAUCACGAGGCCACACACCAGUGGAAACUACUGUGUGGAAACCAGAUUGCAAAAUACUACACCAACACAAUCCUCAAUCCCAGAAGAAAGCAGAUCAGCACAUUCCAAGAAGCCAGCAUUUGUUCCUCCUUUCCUCACGAAUACAAAGACAGAAGGUCGUAAGAAUACAAUGCUCAAGGACAACGCAAGAACACCUUCUGCAUUUGUUCCUCCAUUCAAAAAACAAAGAACUAUUGUCCAAGAGAGCUCCUCCAAACCACAGGUGGAGGAGAAGGAGGAUAAACACCACCAUCUCUUUGUAACGCCCUUUAACAGCAACACGUAUGUACCGCCCACUAAAAAACCCCAAAGCACUACAGAAUUAACUGGUAAUAAAAGCAAAGAAGACCCUGAAACGGUGGCCUUGGCAGAGAAUACAAAUGAUAAACUGAUGAAUAAUCAAAACCUCCCUGUUGGCUGUGGAUCAGAGGACUCUGCUGCAGAGACAUCACAUGUGGAGGACAAAUUGUUCCGAUGCCAAGACACAUUUCAGAAUCUUCAUAAUGUAGAGCUGGCACGAGAUAUGCAAGACAUGAGGAUCAGGAAAAAAAAGCGCCAGACCAUUCGACCUUUGCCAGGAAGUUUGUUUCUAACCAAAACCUCAGGAGUGACUAGGAUUCCAUUAAAGGCUGCAGUUAAUGGAAGGCCUCCUGCAAGAUACACCCCAAAACAGCUGUAUGGACACGGAGUUCAUCAACAUGUGUGUGAGAUCUCCAGUGAGACUGCAGAAUCUUUUCGCUUCGAUUUGAAGCAGUUCCUCAAACAGAUAGCUCUUCUAGACGGAGGUGGUGUUCAGCUUGCUGAUGGAGGAUGGCUAAUCCCCAGCAAGGAUUGGACUGCAGGAAAAGAAGAGUUUCAUAGAGCAUUAUGUGACACCCCAGGUGUGGAUCCUAAACUGAUCAGUGAGGGUUGGGUGUACAAUCACUACCGAUGGAUUGUGUGGAAGCAGGCGUCCAUGGAAAGAUCAUUUCCAGAACUAAUGGGCAGCCUCUGUCUCACCCCAGAGCAGGUUCUCCUGCAGCUGAAGUACAGAUAUGAUGUUGAGGUGGACCACAGCCGCAGGCCGGCUCUAAGAAAGAUCAUGGAACAGGACGACACAGCAGCUAAAACCCUGGUCCUCUGUGUCUGCGGGGUCUUCUCCAGGGGUCACUCCCCAAACAGACAGAGUAUCAAUGACACCAAGACUCCACAAAGUGCUGAUGUCAAGGUCGAAAAUCCAUUUGCAGUUGUCUGGCUGACAGACGGAUGGUAUGCCAUUAAAGCCCAGCUGGAUGAACCUUUGACCGCCAUGCUUCACAAAGGUCGAGUGGCUGUCGGUGGCAAAUUGAUCAUCCAUGGGGCUCAGCUGGUGGGAUCACAGGAAGCUUGUUCCCCUCUGGAGGCACCUGAAUCUCUCAUGUUAAAGAUUUGCGCCAAUAGCAGCAGACCAACACGAUGGGAUGCAAAACUGGGAUUUCACAAGGAUCCAAGGCCAUUCCUGCUUCCUGUCUCCUGUUUGUACAGCGGCGGAGGACCAGUAGGAUGUGUGGACAUUGUCGUACUGAGAAGCUACCCCAUACAGUGGAUGGAGAGGAAACCAGAUGGAGGCGUUGUCUUCCGAUCUGUUCGUGCCGAAGAGAGGGAGGCGAGACGAUACAACGGCCACAAACAAAAAGCUAUGGAGAUCCUGUUCGGCAAGAUUCAAGAAGAAUUUGAAAAGGAGGACAAAGGUCAUAACAAACCUCAACAUAGAAGACGGACGAUCAGUCGUCAGGGUAUUUCCAGUCUUCAAGCUGGAGAGGAGCUGUAUGAAGCAGUGGGGGAUGACCCAGCUUACCUCGAGGCUCAUCUGAGUGAGCAGCAGAUGGAGACCUUACGCACCUACAGGCUUUCUCUGAUGGAGAAGAAGCAGGCUGAACUACAGGAUCGCUACCGACGAGCUUUAGAAAGUGCAGAGGACAGUGAAGGUAGCUGUCCCAAGAGAGACGUUACACCUGUGUGGAGACUCUGUGUUGCUGAUUCCUUGGAAGAACGCGGCAGUGUUUACCAGUUGAACCUUUGGCGACCCUCCUCUGAUGUUCAGUCUUUACUGAAGGAAGGCUGUCGAUUCAAAGUCUAUAAUCUCACCACUUCGGAUGGAAAGAAACAUGGUGCCAGCACAUCUGUUCAGCUGACUGGGACAAAGAAAACACAGUUUCAGGACCUACAGACUUCUCAGGAAUGGUUAUCAAGAUGUUUCCAGCCAAGGGUCUCUACCUGUUUUGUGGAUCUUCAAAACCCUGAAUUCCAGUUGCUGUGUGAAGAAGUUGAUCUCACAGGAUAUGUAAUCAGUAUCAUAGAUGGACAGGGUUUCUCUCCUGCAUUGUAUUUGGCUGAUGGGAAACUCAACUUUGUUAAAGUGCGCUGUUUCAGCAGCUUUGCUCAGUCUGGCUUGGAGGAUUUGGUAAAACCACGUGUCCUGUUGGCUCUGAGCAACCUGCAGCUGAGAGGUCAGUCCUCCUCUCCCACUCCUGUUGUGUUCGCUGGAGAUCUGACCAUCUUCUCAACAAACCCCAAGGAAUAUUACCUCCAGGAAUCCUUCAGCCAAAACAGAAGCCUGGUCCAGAAUCUGAAAAACUUCUUUCCAGCUGCUGAGGAGAAGCUUUCACAUUUAGUCAAAUCUGAUGGCCGGGGGUCCAUCUCUUCUCCAGCUCAAACCGCAGCUUUUUCAACGGUCAGAAGACAAGACACAAAUACAAGUGUGACGUCUCAGCAGCCAGUCAGAAGCCUUGGUUCCUUCACACCUGUCGGCAGGAAACCCCCUGCAGCAAACUGUUCGACAGAGAAGGACCCUAGCAGCAUGAAGAGGAAGAGAUCUCUGGACUACCUGUCUCGUAUCCCGUCUCCACCACCUCUCCUCCAUCUGGGCUCAGUGGCUUCUCCAUGUGUAAAUAAGACAUUCAACCCCCCUCGGAGGUCUGGGACACCUAGCACUUUAAUGACUGUACAGACUCCAGCUCACAAACCUGUCAGUUCACCGGUAGAGGAUGAAUGGGUGAAUGACGAGGAACUGGCUAUGAUUGAUACUCAGGCUUUGCGUGUUGGUGAUUUAUUGCAGGUACAUAAGGCUGUGUGAUGCCAAGCACACUACAACUUUUAAAAAACUGUACAAAUAAAUGAAUGUAAAUGCUGCAUAUGCCACAUAUUCUGUGGUUGUUUUUUUGGUCUCACUGGACCCAUUAAAGAGGUGAAAUCACUUCAGAUAAGUAAAAUCA